CGAGCCGCACCGCAACCGCAGCAGCCAGAGCCUCUCGCGUUCGCAUCCGUCGCGUCCCGCGGCUCCUCCUCCUCCAAAGCCGCCGCCCCCUCGUCGUCGCGCGCGCAGAUCGCGAACCAGAGAGAGGGAGAGGGAGAGCUUUACGCCCCCCACGCCGCCUCCAUCUCGGAGAGAUGGGGCUCACGUUCACGAAGCUGUUCAGCCGCCUGUUCGCGAAGAAGGAGAUGAGGAUUCUCAUGGUCGGGCUCGAUGCAGCCGGUAAGACCACCAUCCUCUACAAGCUCAAGCUCGGCGAGAUCGUCACGACCAUUCCCACCAUUGGAUUUAAUGUUGAAACUGUUGAAUACAAGAAUAUCAGCUUCACUGUUUGGGAUGUCGGUGGUCAGGACAAGAUCAGGCCGCUGUGGAGGCACUAUUUCCAGAAUACACAGGGACUCAUCUUUGUUGUGGACAGCAAUGAUAGGGAGCGUGUUGUUGAGGCCAGAGAUGAGCUUCACAGGAUGCUGAACGAGGAUGAGCUACGCGAUGCUGUGCUGCUUGUAUUCGCAAACAAACAAGAUCUUCCUAAUGCCAUGAAUGCAGCUGAAAUCACUGACAAGCUUGGUCUGCAUUCCCUGCGCCAGCGGCAUUGGUACAUUCAGAGCACUUGUGCUACAUCUGGUGAAGGGUUGUAUGAGGGGCUUGACUGGCUCUCCAACAACAUUGCCAACAAGGCUUGAAGCGUUUUGGCAGCUGGAUAUCUGAACGACUCAUUAGUGCCGUUUUACAUAUAUUAUAUAACAUAUAUACAUCCUACCGCACACAGUGCGGGUGCUUGUGAAGGAAAAAGCUCGUUUGUGGAGGCUAGUAUCAGAUUGUUCUUUUCAUGGGCAUUAUAAAUGCUGUUUUGUUUGGUUUUACAAGAUUUACCGUGUUGUCCAUAUGUACCCGUUUGUUCUGAGACGGUCUAGUAAAUCGAUAUGCUUUGUCCAGAACUUGGUGUAAAUUGCAAUUUCAGUUUUCUGUGAUCUUAGUGCCAGUACAGAUAUUA
Molecule: messenger RNA, 1030 nt
Organism: Oryza brachyantha (malo sina)
Lineage: Eukaryota; Viridiplantae; Streptophyta; Magnoliopsida; Poales; Poaceae
Product: ADP-ribosylation factor 2
Exons: 7
Coding region: 174-719 (181 amino acids)
Biological process (GO): intracellular protein transport; vesicle-mediated transport
Cellular component (GO): cytoplasm
Molecular function (GO): GTP binding; GTPase activity
Source: RefSeq, a predicted model, not a curated record